Seriola dumerili (greater amberjack) is the source of this 1275-nucleotide messenger RNA. RefSeq names its product hormonally up-regulated neu tumor-associated kinase-like. The record is from RefSeq and is a predicted model, not a curated record. Gene Ontology annotation, molecular function: protein serine/threonine kinase activity; ATP binding. Gene Ontology annotation, biological process: protein phosphorylation; intracellular signal transduction. The transcript is spliced from 8 exons. Gene Ontology annotation, cellular component: cytoplasm. NCBI's taxonomy places the organism in Eukaryota, Metazoa, Chordata, Actinopteri, Carangiformes, Carangidae. The coding region runs from base 1 to 1275 and encodes 424 amino acids.
AUGCCAGCCGCUGCAGUGAAGCCCAGUCCAGAGGACAUGGUGGCGGAGGGAGGGGGUGAAGGAGUGUCCCAGUGGGAUGCCUCGACGCUGGACCGGGAGAGGCUGCCUCUCCCCUCUCUCAAGGUCCCCAGGGAGCUGCUGCGGAGCUUCCCACACUCCAAACGGGUGGGAUCCUACCUGGUGGGGAAGAUGAUCAAUAAGGGCUCAUUUGCCAAAGUGAUGGAGGGGCUGCACAUCGGCACGGGGGAAAAGGUGGCUAUUAAGGUGAUUGACAAGAAAAAAGCGCGUCAGGACUCGUACGUACUGAAGAACAUGAAGAGAGAGCCUCGUAUUCAUCAGAUGGUCCGACAUCCUCACAUCGUGGUCCUGUUGGAGACUCUGGAGACAGAGAACAGCUACUACAUGGCCAUGGAGCUCUGUGCUGGGGGAGACCUGAUGGACAGGAUCUGUGAGAGGAAGAGGCUGGAGGAGAGGGAGGUGCGGCGCUACACCCGACAGAUCCUGUCUGCAGUGGAGCACCUGCACAAACACGGCAUCGUACACAGAGAUUUGAAGAUUGAAAACUUCCUGCUGGACGAACAUAACAACAUAAAGAUCGUAGACUUUGGCCUGAGUAACACUCUGAAGACAGAGUCGUUGUCCCUGGAGCUUCUCAACACCCAGUGUGGAAGUCCUGCCUACGCCGCCCCUGAGCUGCUCGCUCACAGGAAGUAUGGACCCAAAGUGGACGUCUGGUCCGUAGGUGUGAGCAUGUUCGCCAUGCUGACAGGGACUCUGCCCUUUACUGUUGAACCAUUCAACAUCAAACAGCUGCACCAGAAGAUGGUCAACGGAGAGAUCAGCAGCAUCCCCAGUGACGUCAGCAAAGGUGCGGUGUCGUUUGUGUUGUCUCUCCUGGAGCCAGACCCAGCCAAGAGACCCAGUGUCAGAGCCGCGAUGGAGGAAAGAUGGAUCAACGAGGGAUAUGCCAAGAAACCACUACACACGCUCUCUCAUAAAAACAGACUGUGUCCGGAGGAUCUGAACUCGUCUGUGUUGGCCUAUAUGACAGAGACACUGGGCUACGCCCUCUCUGAAAUCAUUCACACGCUCACCACCAACCGACCCUCCGCCAUCAUGGCCUCCUAUCACCUGCUGCUCAACAAACUCAACAGGAGCCAGAAAGGAGCCAAGGCCAGCAAGGUUCGCACCUCAUUUUCACACACACGCAGGCCUGCACAUGCUGAAAUAAACGCAGCUUUUCUGAUGCCUGUAAUACACAAGUGGGUCAGUUGA